Messenger RNA from Talaromyces atroroseus, 459 nucleotides. RefSeq lists its product as hypothetical. The transcript has 2 exons. Lineage: Eukaryota; Fungi; Ascomycota; Eurotiomycetes; Eurotiales; Trichocomaceae. The record is from RefSeq and is a predicted model, not a curated record. The coding region runs from base 1 to 459 and encodes 152 amino acids.
AUGUCCACGAACGAAACGACCGUCAACCCUUUCGAAAGCGUCUUACCGCAAACUGGCGUCUCGAGAAGUGAAAUAUGGAAUGAAAUACAAUCAACCGCUGUCGCCGCGGUGGGAAAAGCGGUCGAAAAUAAGGAGGCCCUUGCCUCCUUCCACGCGCCCACCGCAUUCGCAGAAAUCAUCCGUCAGAUUCGAAAAGAUUAUGCACUACAUGCCGAAAAGUUCGCCGAUCGACCCCGCCAAAUUACACGAUGCCAAGGUGGAGGACUUGUGUUUCUGCCUGGAAUAACGCAGACGCCUAUAGACUUCAUGAUACUUGAACCAAUAUUUUGCAACGGAAAGGCUACAAUUGGAGGCAUUAGUGUAGAUAUGGAUCAUUAUUAUGUCCUCCUGAAGAAAUGCGAUGUUUUUGUCGAAGAUGGUAGCCAAUUAGUCACAGUGGCUAUGAUGUAUAUAGAAUGA